AAACAAAUUUGACAUCACUGAAAGGAAACGAAGAUAACCUCUUGUAUUGUGACUGUUGUGAGAUCUCUAAUCUCCCGCGGAGAUCAUCACAGGAUUUAAGAUUCAAAUUCAACGCAUGGUACUGUGACCCUUUUCAUUCCUGAAUCGGAAAACUAAGCAUAAUAAUAAUAAUAAUAAUAAGAAGGUAACCUCUUCAAAAGCAGACGCAGACUUAAAAGGCUACAUUCGUAUAAGGAUACUUACGGAAACCUCUUUUCAAAAAAUUAGUUAUUCUAAGUUUUAUUUACAUUAUAUUCGAUACAAGAUACAGAAUUUUUCGCAAAAGUUUUUUUGAGGAUUAUUAUUUUUAGUAACAAUAAUCGCAACAUGACGUCUUUCAUCAAGGAGGGAAAUAAGAUUUUUGUCGUGUCAGGAAACGAUGUGCCUUCGAAUGACACGGCAUAUUUUAUUGCUACGAUCAAGAAAUGUAUCGGAGAUUCCGGUAAAUUGCAAACUACGAGUUUGUCAGAUAUAAAGAAGGAAAAUCAUGAUGCAUCUACCUUUGAUGCAGUUAUUGCCAUUUUUAAACAACCAUGCACGGAUGAGAAUUUCUUAACAGAAGCAUUGAGAAUUCUAAAACCUGAUGGUUCAUUUGUUAUUUAUGAACGAUUAUCAGCAGAUAGAAAGUUAGAUACAGAACUUACGUAUACUGAAAGAAUAUCUAGAUUAAAAUUAUCUGGCUUCAAAGUAAAAGAUACAGAACAGAAGAAAUUAGAAACAGAUCCGGAGAGCUUAGACUUUUUGUUAAAAGUGUAUAACAAUAUAGAAAACGUUUGCAAAGUAUCUGCGAAUAAACCAUCAUUUGAGGUGGGUUCCAGUAUUCCCAUUUCAUUUGCAAAAAAGCAAACUAAUGUAUGGAAAUUGGAUGAUCCUGUAGACGAAGAUUUAAUAGAUGAAGAUGAACUUUUAGAUGAAUCAGAUCUUGUAAAGCCAGAUGCAGCAUCCUUAAGAGUUUGUGCAACAACGGGUAAAAGGAAAGCAUGCAAGGAUUGUUCAUGCGGACUCGCGGAAGAAUUAAGUGGUAAAGCUGCAUCGGAAUGCACUGUUAAAUCUUCUUGUGGAAAUUGUUACCUUGGAGAUGCAUUCAGAUGUGCCAGUUGUCCUUAUCUUGGAAUGCCUGCUUUCAAACCCGGGGAGAAAGUACUUUUACCCGAAACUCAGCUAAUCGUCGAUUCUUAAGUUUGUUAUUCAUUUCGAAAUACAGUUGUAAUAAAUGCGUAUUGUUUUUCGUGCAAA
Acromyrmex echinatior (Panamanian leafcutter ant) is the source of this 1275-nucleotide messenger RNA. RefSeq names its product cytokine induced apoptosis inhibitor 1 (gene CIAPIN1). The record is from RefSeq and is a predicted model, not a curated record. Gene Ontology annotation, biological process: iron-sulfur cluster assembly. Gene Ontology annotation, molecular function: iron-sulfur cluster binding. Lineage: Eukaryota; Metazoa; Arthropoda; Insecta; Hymenoptera; Formicidae. Gene Ontology annotation, cellular component: cytoplasm.